Molecule: messenger RNA, 2585 nt
Organism: Salvelinus namaycush (lake trout)
Lineage: Eukaryota; Metazoa; Chordata; Actinopteri; Salmoniformes; Salmonidae
Product: zinc finger CCHC domain-containing protein 8-like
Exons: 14
Coding region: 15-2213 (732 amino acids)
Cellular component (GO): catalytic step 2 spliceosome
Molecular function (GO): zinc ion binding; RNA binding
Source: RefSeq, a predicted model, not a curated record
GCAACAGAGCGAAGAUGGCCGAGGUAGAUUUUGGUGACAGUGAACUCUUUGAACAAUUGGGAGAGAGUAUGCCUACUGCAACUCACAUUCGGUUCACGGAGGAAGAGGAGGAUGGAGAAGAAGGCUCUGAACUCAAGGGAAGAUUGGGGGAGUGUGAGGAAACAAUACGGAGUUUGAUAGAAGAGAACCAAGAGUUGAAGAGAAAAUUGAAAGUGUUGACAAGGCCAAGUGGCAUUAAUGUUGAAAACAUCAAGAUUGAUGGUCCUCUUCUACACAUCCUUUUUGCAAACAAUAACAUCUCAAAGCAAUGCCGUCAAGAAAUUGAAGACUACAUCUGUAGUAUUGUUCAGAAACAUCAGCAGCAGGGAGUAGUUGAAAAAGGAAAUCCCUACGGAAAUGUCAACCCUCAGUCUUCAAGUUUCAUUAUGGAAGAAGAUCAGAAGACCAAGACCUCCUGUGGAAUCAAAAAGAUUAAGGAGGCCUUCAGUAUGGUGGGAAGUGUCCUGUAUUUCACCAGUUUCUGUCUGGACAAACUUGGACAGCCCCUGCUAAAUGAUAACCCCCAGCAGACAGAAGGAUGGGAGGUUCCAAAAUAUCAGCAGAUCUUCAGCCAGGUCAUUGCCUUAGAUGGACAAGAAGUACAGAUGAAAGAGAAAAGAGCUAAGCCUUGUUGUUUCAACUGUGGGUUGGAUGGUCAUCAACUUCGAGACUGUCCUCAGCCAAAGGACAUGGCCAGAAUCAACAAGAAGCGGAAGGAGUUUUGUCACGGUAACCAGGGAAACCUGAGCAAUCAGCGUUACCAUGCUGAGGAAGUGGAGGAGCGAUUUGCCAAAUACAAACCUGGAUUCAUAAGUGAGAAGCUGCUGUCUGCACUGGGAGUUGAUAUGAACACACUACCACCUCACAUCUACCGCAUGAGGCAGCUAGGCUACCCACCUGGUUGGCUUAAGGAGGCAGAGAUGGAGAACUCCGGUCUCAUGCUAUAUGAUGGGAAGGUUUCAAGUGAUGAAGAACCAACUGGGGACAAUGGACAAAAAAUCUCCUAUGAUGUUUCCAAGCUUGUAGAUUUCCCAGGCUUCAAUAUAUCUUCACCCCCUAGUGUGAAGGAUGACUACAGGCUAUAUGGCUCUAUUCCAAUGCAGCAUAAUCACAUGAAGCAGAAUUUUGCUGCUUAUCUGUCUAACAAUUUUCCAAUGCCUGGUGCCAACUGCAAUAAAAGACCACAUGAAUCCAACUCAACUCCCCGGCAGACAAAGAAAAGGAGAUCUGAUGCCAGGAGUUCAGAUAUGGACUUUGAUUCAGACCAGGAUACUACACCCCGCCGCCACCGGAGCUCAGACAGCUUCCAGUUCCAGCCCCCACUGCCCCCUUCCUCACCAUCCUUUGGUUCACCCCCUCCCUUACCUCAUGGUACUCCGCCAGCUACUCCCACACCACCUCCUCUUCCUAAGGGAACACCUCCCCCCACGCCCACUAAUGGCUCAAGGGCACUGCGGGGACGCACUGUGGGAGGGAGUGAGGAGUCUGCAGGCGGGGAGGAGGAAGAGCUGACACUGGAAGAGCUGGAGGAGCAGCAGAGGCUGAUCUGGGCAGCAUUGGAAAAUGCUGACACCGCCACCAACAGUGACUCUGAGACACAAGCUGUUGGAACACCCCUCCCCAGCUCGCCCAGCGUCUCCACACCCGCCCAUGUUGAUACUGAAACUGAACUGGAGGAUGGUGAAGCUGAAGAUUAUGAGGAAAAGGAGGGAUUUAUGGAGGCUGCCAGCCUCAACCGUGAUGAGCAGAUCAGUGUUGAGACAUCUUCUAGCAAAUGUCAGGAUUAUGAGGAAGAUGCUGAAGAUAAAGGCAAGGUGGUUGAAGACAAGAGCAGCUUACUGCAAUCACCAGAUGAAGAAGAGAGCCCUCAGAGCCCUGAAGCUGCCACAGAUAGAGGCAAUGUGCUUGCACAGAAGGUCAGAUUGCUGCAAACGCCAGUGCAACAAGUGAGUCGUCAGUCGGAUCCCUCAGGUCAAGAUGCUAUAGAGGGAGAUCUGUCUGACUCUUUGGGGAAUGUAAUGGCCGUGCCUCACCGGAGUAGGUUUGCACAGGGCAUUAUUCCCUUUGAGGACACGCCAGAAUUCACAGAAGUUGCUGAGGCCACCGGGACAUACAUUCGAAUCCGAGACUUGCUGAAAGGUUCCCCCCGAAAUAUGGCGAAAAUCAAAAAGUGAGAAAAGACUGGCUUGAAUUCAAAUCCAGGGAUUAUUUUGCAUAAACUUUUUUUUUUUUUUUUUUUUUUUUACAAGUCUGUUGAUUUCAUACACUUUCCUUUCUGUAAGUGUGCCACAGAAAUUGGAGCGGAACAGUUUGGUGACCUCAUUCAAACAUCCUUUUUAAUAUUUUAUUUUUUGUACUAAACUGAAUGUUUUUUCUGUGUAUGAGUUAGCUGGGGUCUCAAGAUGCAAGGUUUUUCUUUCAGGAAACCCCAUUGCUAGUUUAGGUAGUGUCUGUUUUGACAUUCACAGAAUCAUUUUUGUAGCAAUGACAACAUCCAUAUUGCUCUUUUUAGGUGUAAAGAUUUUAUAAAAUGUUUUUCCUCUUUC